GAGCUGGAGGAUGGUCUCCUCUUGUCUCAGACAGAUACCAGUGGUUGGAGGUGGAUCUGGGGAGGCGGACCCAAAUCACUGUUGUUGCCACACAGGGACGCUACGGCAGCUCCGAUUGGCUGACAGCUUACCUGUUGAUGUUCAGCGACACAGGACACAACUGGAGACAACACCGGCAGGAAGACAGCUUAGGGGUAACUCUACUGGCUUUUCCAGGUAACAGUAAUGCAGACACUGUGGUCCAAUACAAACUUAAACAGGCGGUGAUUGCUCGCUACCUCCGCCUGAUUCCUCUAGACUGGAACCCCACUGGGAGGAUUGGACUCAGACUGGAGAUAUAUGGAUGUCGAUAUACUUCUGACGUGGCCAACUUUGAUGGCAGCAGCAACCUGGUCUACAGGCUGAGUGUGAGGCCGAGCUGGGCAGCGAUGGAGGUCAUCUCUCUGAAGUUUAAAACCCUGACGAAUUCUGGGACACUGCUCCAUGCGGAGGGACAGAGAGAUCACAGCCUCACUCUGGUGUUGGAGAAAGGAAGGCUGCUGCUUUACCAUCAACAAGGUGUGAGUUCAUCCUCUAGCGGUCAGCUUCUUGUUUCUCUGGGAAGUCUGCUUGAUGAUCAGCACUGGCACCAUGUAAAGCUGGAGCGGCUCAGCACUCACCUCAAUCUCACCGUGGAUAAAAACACUCACCAGGUUCACAUACCGGCUGAGCUCAGCCACUGGGACAUUCACCAGCUAAGUCUGGGAGCAGCCCAGAGCCAUGGACUGCAGAAACCCAUUCUGUCCAACAGGAACUUCCAUGGCUGCCUGGAAAACCUACUGUACAACGACCUCAACCUGAUAGACCUGGCUAAAAAGAAGAACCACCAGGUCUCUGUAGUGGGCAAUGUGACCUUUUUCUUGUGCUGAACCAGUUUCAGUCGCUGUGACGUUCAUUGACUCCCAGAGCUUCCUACAGUUGCCAGGACUAACAUCGUGGUCGUUAGGGGUUGUCUCUGUAGCUCUGCAGUUCCGGACAUGGAACAAGGCAGGGCUUCUCUUGACCUUUGACCUCCCGGAGCAGGAGGGCACAGUCUGGCUGUACCUAAGUGAGGCCAGACUCCGCCUGCAGAUCAAUAAAGCUGACAGGGCCCAGCUGGAGCUCAGUGCAGG
Molecule: messenger RNA, 1151 nt
Organism: Micropterus salmoides (largemouth bass)
Lineage: Eukaryota; Metazoa; Chordata; Actinopteri; Centrarchiformes; Centrarchidae
Product: contactin-associated protein-like 3
Exons: 6
Source: RefSeq, a predicted model, not a curated record